Schistosoma turkestanicum is the source of this 919-nucleotide messenger RNA. Lineage: Eukaryota; Metazoa; Platyhelminthes; Trematoda; Strigeidida; Schistosomatidae. The record is from the annotation of a GenBank genome assembly.
CCUACUUUUAACGGGUGGAUUGACUUGCUGAAGGUCAUAUACACGUAAACACACCGAUGAACUGGGCAUUGUGUGCUGUCUUGUGUCUGUCCGUAGGGCUCUCCCUCGCUUGUGACGAGUUUGAUGUCAAGCCAGUUUCCUAUUCUUCAAGCGAAGCAGUUCUUUCCACUGAAACCGUAAUAUUGAUUGAAGGUGAAGCCAAAUGUAAAGGAAAAGGAUCUUCAAAUCUGUAUGCUGAGCUAAAUGGAACUUUUCAUCCAGUUGCUCGUCAUAUUGAAACUGACAAUUUUCAAGUUUCAUUUGUCUUUAAUCACAAAGAUUUACCUAAAGGAGAAUAUAUUGUCCGAUUUUAUAAUGAAAAAGGUGUAACAGCCUACUUGAGAUCUUCAAAAGGUGGCUUUGCAUCUGAUGUACCUCCUGUCUUCACAGUUACUGUUCGACAUAGAGGAAUUUCAUACAAACCAAUUGUUUAUUCUGAAACAGUGGCAUUAGUAACAAUUAUGAUGAUAGCAUUUGGAGCUAUCAUAACAAAGAACAAAUUCUAGUACUAUUUUUUUAAAUAUAUUUAUUUCCGUGUACAUGUACAUUCUGUUUGUCUUCCCAACCAGCCUCUCUGGUGUUGUAUUGUACUGGUAAACUUUAAUUAUUUUAUAAAUAUUGCUGAAUUCCUUAUGUUCGGUAUUUUAUAUUGGAGGGUUAUUAAUGCUAGACUGGUCAUGUAGAUUCUAAAUUGGUUACAGUAACUUUAUCACGUUUUCGCAAGUUUUCUCGCAAGAUUGUCUUGUGCUUGUUAGAUUUGUGACUUUCUAAAUGUACUAACUUCUGGAUGUGAACUAUGUUUAAGUGUUUUGGUUGAUAUCUACCUGUAAUCUAAGCCGUUGCGUACUUUGAUAUUUAAUGCAAAGUAUGGUAUAUGCCG